CUUCAUCAUGUUCUUCAUCAAGAUGGGAUACUUAAAAAUAAAUGCCUCAUUAAUUAGUGCUCUGAUAGAAAGAUGGAGGCCGGAAACACAUACGUUUCACAUGAGAUGCGGAGAGUGUACUAUUACUCUCCAAGACGUCUCUGUGUUGUUAGGUAUAAGUGUGGAUGAUUUACCAUUAAUCGGUCCAACAAAUCUUGAUUGGGCUGAUUUAUGUGAGGAAUUAUUGGGAGUCAGACCACAAGAAGGUGAAAUUAAAGGUAGUAUGGUUAAGUUAAGUUGGCUGGCUCACCAUUUUGCACAAAUAAAUAACGACGACGACGACGAAGAACAAGUACGAAGGUUUGCCCGUGCAUGGAUACUGAGAUUCAUUGGAGGUGUCUUGUUCAUUGACAAAAGCAGUAACAAAGUUUCGCUAAGGUACCUUCAAUUUUUACGUGACUUUGAAGAAUGUGGCACAUAUGCAUGGGGAGCUGCCGUACUUGGUUUUCUAUACAGAGUGAUGUGCAGUGCUACCGAUUAUAAAACUAAAUCAAUCGGAGGUAUGUGCAUCUUACUACAAAUGUGGGCAUGGGAACGAUGUCCAACCUUGGCUCCAAAGAGGACUCCUUCCCAAGUAGAAAAUACACCACUGGGGCACAGGUGGCUGCGACGUGGAAACCAACAUAUCGGCAAUGAUGAUGUGAGAGUUUUUCGUCGCAAGUUGGAUAUUAUGAAACAUCAUGAGUUUGUGUGGGAGCCUUACACAUCAACCGUUAUAUCAUUGUUGUCUCCCGUUUGUUUAGUCGGAAGUCUCGCGUGGUACGCGGUGGUGCCACCAAUUUGUUUACAAGUUAUUGAGUGGCACCAACCGGAAAGAGUAUUGAGACAAUUUCGGAUGCAGCAACCAGUUUCAGAGUCUCCUUCACAACCCUUAAACAUUCAUGACAUAACAUUAAAAGGGAAACAUGACGAAAAUUGGGGGCAAUUGUUCGCCCCAAUGAUUCAUCAAUGGAAUAAUCGUCAUGCAUUUAGGGUUGACGCUUAUCCCCGACAAGAAGGCCUAUUGAGCUUUAACUCGGACUACAUGGUCUGGUAUAGGCGAAAGACAAAGAUGUUUGUUGACCCACAAAAUGCAAAGACGGCUACAUUGGCUGAAGUUGCGGAGACAUUACAAUACAUGGUGUCUCCUCAAGGGAGGAAUACAUGGACAGUUGAUGAUCUCGUGCCUUAUGUGGAAAAAAUUACAAUUUUAUCCGAAGAGCAAGAGAGAGUCACUGAGCCAGUGUCACAUGGUCCUGCAUCAGAGCGUCAAUUUCCUGCACAACAGUAAAAUCGUCAUGUAGUAUUUGUAAGUAAGAGUCAGGAGAAUGAUUUUGCAUGUGUGUUAGCCAUGACGAGAGUUUCGCAUACGACUCUUCUCAAUCGUCAUAUUCAAUUGCAAUCGCCUUUUGUUUGGCCAUCCAUGCUUUUCUGUAUGAAACCUUAUAGGAAAA
Messenger RNA from Glycine soja, 1472 nucleotides. Its product is annotated as serine/threonine-protein phosphatase 7 long form homolog. The record is from RefSeq and is a predicted model, not a curated record. Bases 8 to 1309 code for a protein of 433 amino acids. NCBI's taxonomy places the organism in Eukaryota, Viridiplantae, Streptophyta, Magnoliopsida, Fabales, Fabaceae. The transcript has 4 exons. Gene Ontology annotation, biological process: meristem development; meristem maintenance.